This is a messenger RNA of Lemur catta (Ring-tailed lemur), 1510 nucleotides long. RefSeq names its product oleoyl-ACP hydrolase (gene OLAH). The record is from RefSeq and is a predicted model, not a curated record. The coding region runs from base 457 to 1254 and encodes 265 amino acids. The transcript is spliced from 8 exons. NCBI's taxonomy places the organism in Eukaryota, Metazoa, Chordata, Mammalia, Primates, Lemuridae. Gene Ontology annotation, biological process: lipid biosynthetic process.
CUGCAGGCUGUGACAUCAGGCUGGGCUCCCAGGAACAGUUGUGAGAUUCACAACUAAGACUGUGAAGUCAACUGUGAAUUUAAAGAUUAAGGAUUAAUCCUUGGGCUUAAAGGAGCUCUUAGUAAGUAAGAAGAUAAUUUUUAUGAAUGAUACGGCUUUGGGUAUUUUUCUUCUCUUUUCUGAAUAUUUGAAGCUUGCAAAAUUGGAAGUUUGGCACAGUUGUGAAGCUUUUCUGAGGGUCCCUAAUUCUUUCUUAAGAUUUAAAAGAGCACAACUUUAUAAAUAUCUAGAAAGAGGUGGGAGCAGUCAAUAGAGUCACUACUUUUGAAAAGAAAGCUAGUCACUUCUCUGUGUGCACAAGGCUGAUUGGAGGUUUUAUACCCAAAGAAGAAUUGAGUGCCGUUGAGCCUUUAACAGAUUUCUGAGAGGAUUGAUUUCAUAUCAUCUCCUCACAGCAUGGAGGGAAGAGAUCAAGCUGGAAGAACCAGGAAUGAAAAAGUUUUGAACUGCUUAUACAAAAAUCCUGAUGCGAUUUUUAAGCUCAUUUGCUUUCCCUGGGCAGGAGGUGGCUCCAUGUAUUUUGCCAAAUGGGGCCAAAAGAUUCAUGAGUCAAUGGAAGUGCACUCUGUAAGGCUUGCUGGAAGAGAAAGUCGACUGGAAGAGCCUUUUGCCAAGGACAUCUACCAGAUAGUUGAUGAAAUUGUUUGUGCCAUGCUGCCAGUCAUCCAGGAUAAACCGUUUGCAUUUUUUGGGCACAGCAUGGGAUCCUAUAUUGCUUUUUUGACUGCACAAAACCUAAAAGAGAAAUAUAAGCUAGAACCAGUGCAUUUCUUUGUGUCGGGUGCAACUCCUCCCUAUUCAAAGGCCCGGCUUUACAUACCCAAAGACAAGGAAUUUACUGAAGAACAAAUUUGCCGUCAGCUUAUUGAUUUUGGAGGUACCCCCAAGCAUGUUAUUGAAGACAAGGAACUUUUUCAACAAUAUAUUCCCAUUCUGAUGGCAGAUGUGCACAUCAUGAGUUCUUACACCUGUGAUAUACCAUCUGAGGCUGUUCUUGUUUGUGACUUAACAUGCUUUCUUGGAUCCAAAGACAUAGCAAAAGAUAUGGAAGCUUGGAAACAUAUAACCAAUGGAAGUUUCAACCUUCUUGUCCUUCCGGGAGAUCACUUUUAUCUUAUGUCACCUGAUAAUGAGAAAUUCCUCAAAGACUACAUCACCAAGUGUCUAGAAAUAUCAUCACUUGCCACUUUCUAGAUAAUUUCCCUUUUGGUCUUAAAAUAAUCAAAAUGAUACUCUUCACAGCUAUUCAGACAUAACUCUUUAGUUUUAUUUAGAGAUCGGAAAUGAUACAUUUUCUACUGGCGUGGUGAUUUGUUAUACAUAAAUGUAUUUCUCUGAGGAGGAUUUAUGUAUCUGGGGAUGAAAGACACAUGGGUAAAGAACACUCUGGGCAGUAUUUUAUCUUUGUAUUAAAAUCUUAUGUGCUUCUUAUCUGUGGGCUGUUUGUCAA